This is a messenger RNA of Aspergillus tanneri, 4668 nucleotides long. RefSeq lists its product as uncharacterized. The record is from RefSeq and is a predicted model, not a curated record. Gene Ontology annotation, cellular component: chromosome; cytoplasm. Bases 1 to 4668 code for a protein of 1555 amino acids. Gene Ontology annotation, biological process: double-strand break repair via homologous recombination. The transcript has 10 exons. Gene Ontology annotation, molecular function: 3'-5' DNA helicase activity; nucleic acid binding; ATP binding. NCBI's taxonomy places the organism in Eukaryota, Fungi, Ascomycota, Eurotiomycetes, Eurotiales, Aspergillaceae.
AUGUCGGCGGGAUUCCCGGGCUGUCAGUACAUAGGAAGAACAAUUGAGAAUAUGCGAAAGCACUGGCGCACCACCCAUGGAUGGUCCCAGUAUCCGCAUGGUGGUCGAGUAAGCCGUGACGAGCGCGUGCGUGCAGAUGCUGAGCUGCAGCGAUCCUUUAUAUCUGUGACAUGCCAGCAGAUAUUCCCAUCGCGCAAAGGAUCGCAUUAUAUUCACAUCCGCAAUCCAAAUGAGAACGACGAACCGGCGAUCCCCACAGAUGAUAUCCAGGUUGCUGUCCAGGAGCUAGAGAACGCGUGGAAGGAGGCGCAGUCCACGCCGAGUACAAUUCAGGCAUCUGAUAUUACCGACGCCAACCCAUGGCUGCGCAUGACCCGGUGGUCCGAGUAUUUAGAAGGAAUCGCACCAAAGGAUCUAACCGACAGCGUGGCGCCGCCCGAGGAAGAGCCCACAGAUCCCGUGGAGCAGGGCGUGCGCCACAUUUGGGCCGCCAUGGAGCAGGUCGUGCGCAAGAGCCAGCGCGUGGUCCAGCACAGCGGCCAGGCAAUCUGCAUUGAAGCCAUCCGAUCUGAAAGGGUCAAACACCAUAUCGACCCCAUGGCAGCAAAUCCUAGCGUUUAUCGCGCGCACCCAGGCGCCACACGGAUGGACGAGUCCCCGUACGGGAUGACAGCACGGCAGCGCAAGAAAUGGCGGCAGUUAUGGCACCUCGCCACUACCCACCGGGAUAUUCCCGGCGAGCCGCAGGACGACGACGCAGCGUGGCGCAUGACCCCGAUCGAAGGCGCGUGUUUGGAGUUUUGCAUCGAGUUGCUAAACCAAAAGCAGCGUAGCCAUGAGUACGAGAGCGUGCUUGUGGCGCGCUUUAUAAUUGUCCAGAAAGCGCUUUGGUUGGAUCCGAAUCCCGAGGAGAUUAUCGCGGUGUGGCAGAAGAAGAGUAACUGCGCGCAGUGGGUGCUCGCCAGCGCCGACGACGAGCUGGAGGAUAUUUAUUCGGACGAGGGAUAUUACAGUCAACCAGAGCAAGGCAUCCCAUCAUCGCCCCCACAUCGCCCAUUACCAGCAGAGCACGUGGAGUGGAUGGUGCAGCGGUUUAUGGUGCGUGGCACCCACAGUCCAAUACAAACGUUGCAGGAUUGGCGCACGUACGGGUUAAAGAUCCAUUAUAAUACCACGGCGCCCGGGCACAUUACAUGGAACCAUGGCGACGAGCUCGGAUACAAGCAUAUCACAUUUACCAUGGGCGAUUUCCGCGGAUUUGUCCAUGGAUUGGUCGGGGCCACACGCCAGAUAUUCGCGGGAAGACAUUCCCAGUAUUCCAUGGCACGCGAUCUACGACGACCCCACGCAGGCCACGGUGGGAUGGAAUUUUUGCGGGAUCAGCGCACGCAAUGGCCGGUGGGGCCCAAGUGGAUGAUCGGCCGGUUGCGGGCCGAGCCGGCCGUGCAGAAGGAGUUUACCGUCCGGCGCCAAGCCCGACGGCUGCACAUGCCGAAGGUGGCGCAGUAUCUGGAGCGCGUGGCGCGAUUUAAGGAGAAAUUAGCAGUGCUUGUUCACGUGGUAUCCGGCCAGCCGGCUCGCGCACCCGAGUUAUUAAGUAUUCAACAUGUGAAUACCGUGGCGAAUCGACAGCGCAAUAUCUAUAUCGAGGACGGGAUGGUGGCGUUGGUGACGGCGUACCACAAGGGGUUUUACGCGAGUAACGAUAUAAAGAUCAUUCAUCGAUUUGUGCCACGGGAGGUGGGUGAAUUAAUUGUGUGGUAUUUAUGGUUGGUAUUACCAUUUGUGCAGCAACUAAGCGCAUGGCAUGCGAAGCAGACGCAGGGCACCACGGCGCAGGGCAUGCACGCAACGCAGGGAACGCACGCAGUGCAGGGCACCACCACAGCGCAGGGCACGAACGCAACGCAGGGCACGCAGGGAAUACGCGCAGGCACCACGGUGCAGGGCGCUCACGCAACGCAGGGCACGUACACAUCGCAGGGCACGUACGCAGCGCAGGGCACCACGGCACAGGGCAUGGACGCAACGCAGGGCACGCACGCAACGCAGGGCACGUACACAUCGCAGGGCACGCACGCAGCGCAGGGCACGCACGCAGCGCAGGGCACCACAGCGCAGGGCACGCACGCAGCGCAGGGCACCACAGCGCAGGGCACGCACGCAGCGCAGAUCCGCGAAGAUGCGUUUUUAUGGGGCCCCGACCCCGGAACCCGGCGCAAAUGGACGUCCGAGCGGUUCCGGGAGGUGUUAAAGCGCGAAACCAAGACCCGGUUAAAAGAAGCCAUUAAUAUCCAGUGCAACAUGCAGGAGGAGAGAGACUUGGCGCAGGCUGUGUUAAACGCCGACACCGAGGAGGGCGGCGCAUUCAUCCCAAUUGGCGGGUGGAGUGUACGGCCGUGGUAUUAUGGAGCAGCCCGGGACCACGGCACAUCGCCGUGCAAUGUUUCGACUCUCCAGCACCGAUUGGCACCGGUUUUGGGGUUUGCAUCCGCCGCGGAGCCCAGCCCGUUGGGGAAGCGCAAGAGAUCACCAUGGGAGGACGAAGCCGAGGAGGGCCGAGUGGUCCGACGUCACCGGUUAAAUAUCGCAGAUAUGCGCACCACGUUGCAGCACAUGACCGGGCAAGAGGAUAUCCAGUUCCGGGCGUCCAAGCACCGGCGUUGCGCGCCAUUCAGGACGGCAAGAGCCCGGUGGUCGCCAUUAUGCGCACCGGAGGGGAAAAAGCAUGUUGUUUAUGUUACCUGCAUUCGCCGAGCCCAGUGGUACUACCAUUGUGGUCGUGCCAUUAAUAUCAUUGCGGAACGAUAUGGUGCGGCGCUGUCGCGAGUUGGUCGACGGCCACCGGACGAAGCGACAAUUGUACUGGUCACACCGGAAUCCGCGGUGCAGGAGGAUUUUCAAACGUUUAUUAACCGGUUGCAGCAAACACGCCGGUUAGACCGGAUCGUGAUCGACGAAUGCCAUGUGAUAUUAAACGACCAAACGGAUUUCCGACCCGAGUUGCGACAGCUGGGGCGGUUGAACCACGCGCGAACCCAGAUGGUGUUAUUAACUGCCACGUUGCCGCCGCGGUUGGAGGCGAAGUUAUUCCGGCGCAUGGAGUAUUCCCGCGAGCAAGUCCAUAUAUUUCGGGACCGGACAAGCCGUCCCAACGUGGCGUAUCGCGUGUGGCGGCCCGAGCUGGGUCGGCGUUCCAUGCAGUGGUUUACCAGCGAGCCGGUGCUCGCGUUUAUCCGCGAGCGAAUCCAGCGCGCCAAGGAUGGCAAGGUGGUGGUAUACGGCCAUGUGGUCCGUCAGGUAGUGGAGAUUGCACGCGAGUUAGCGUGCGAGGCGUACUACAGCAAGCAGGUUGACAAGCCAUCUAUAUUACAGCGAUUUACCCGGGGCGAGGCGCGAGUAAUUACCGCCACCAGUGCAUUGGGCAUGGGUGUGGAUAUCCCCGAUAUUCGCAGUAUUAUCCAUAUUGGAACACCGCGGUCGUUGUUGGAGUACGGGCAGGAAAGUGGGCGAGCCGGACGGGAUAGCCAGCGCAGCGAGGCGAUUAUUAUCCAGCCCGAGGGCUGGGACGAGCCCACGCCGGAGACGCCAGAGGCCGUGGCGGAUCGCGAGUUGGUGGACGAGUACCUCGGGGUGGCGCCCGGGGUGGGAUGUCGACGGUUUGUAUUGGACGCGUACAUGGACGAAACAGUGAAUGGCUAUACGCGCCGAUACUGUCAGGAUAUUGAUUCCACCGAGGCACUCUGUGACGGCUGUGACGCCGAUUGGCUCGCGCAGGAGUCGGUUUGCAUGUCCCCGGACAGAUAUUCCCCGGACACCCGCAUGGACGAUCUCGCCAGCACGACAAGCCCACCACGCGAGAUUAGCGCUACGGGCAGUCCCCAUUCCCAUGGUAGUGGCGAAUUAUUUCCAUUAUCGCAUAUUAUACCACAGAGCACGCAGAAUAUCGCGCCAAAUCCCACACGCCGGUCCCAAUCCCAUGACAAUACAGAAUCAUUUGAAACUCAAGUAAUAUCGCAUGUUAUACCACAGAGCACGCAAAAUAUCGCCCCCAAUCCCACGCCCACGGUUAGUAUCGCCGAACGCCAGCGCCAACGGGUGCAAGACCAGCGCCAUGCAGCGCCCCGUAUUCAACACCAGGUGCAAGAUGCACGGCAGUGGUUGGACGAGGAAACUAUUGAAAACGAGAUAGCACCAUGGCAGAAAAAGUGCUAUAUUUGCACCAUUGCAGGACGGGAACGGAACGAACACGAGUUAUACUUUUGUCGUGGGCCCAAAAGCGACAAAGCCAAGGCAUGGGUUAAUCUAGUUCGCCAGUAUAAGAUUCCAUUCGCUAGAUAUACCGCUUGUUACCGCUGUUAUAUGCCGCAGACGAUCUGUCGACGAUGGGAGGUACUAGAUGGCCAUCCAACACAAACCGAGUGUGUAUAUAAGGAUAUAUUGGUCCCCAUGACAGCUGUAAUACUGUACGGCCCGUGGGAGGAGCAGAUCCAGCCACUAUGGCAGCGCCGGUUGCAGCAGCACGGGGUGGACGCAAACAACACCAUGCAAGUGUUGCAGUUUUUGGGCAGGCCACGGAGGGAGCCAAAGGCCAGCACAGCCAGUUAUUCGCAUUAUUUUGCUGGCUAUGGCAGAUCUGCAAAGAAUUGGAGGGAUCCACGGGACUAA